AUGCCGACGCACUACAAGAACACAAGGCUCUUUGGCGGGGCGAUCGUCGCCGAGAUCCCAGCACAGUUUGCCGACGUUAGCAAGAUCCGGCAAGUGCCCGACAACCAAGAAGUCUUUAUCGACAAGGACGGCUUCACGUCCAUCAUCUUCGAGAUCACGGAGCGCGUCGGCGGGCCGGGCAGCUCCGCCGAGAUCGACGGAAAGGCUCUGUCGGUGCAUCUCGAGGAGAUUGUCGGCUCGGAUGUCGAGGGCGUCAAGGUCUGGAACACGACCGACACCGAGUUCACGCUGCUGGGCCCCAAGAUCCCCGCCUACACCCUCAUCGCGACGCAGACGCCCAAGGCGGACUCCAGGCGGGGCGGGUCCUCGUCCUCUCCCGACUUCACUGCUCUAAUCCUGACGCUCCUGAGGCUCGAGCGCGAAAAGACCGACAUAUUGAUCACCGUCAACGUGCCACACAUCAAGGGAUCGUACGACGAGGACGAGAUCGAUCUGGAGAUGGGCAAGCAGGGAAAGCUCAUUGGGGAUGCGGUCGAGCAUGCCGCGAGGAUUUGGUCGUCGUUUGAUAUACUCGACUGGAAGCUGUUCAAUGAGAUCUAG
Molecule: messenger RNA, 600 nt
Organism: Pyricularia pennisetigena
Lineage: Eukaryota; Fungi; Ascomycota; Sordariomycetes; Magnaporthales; Pyriculariaceae
Exons: 2
Coding region: 1-600 (199 amino acids)
Biological process (GO): protein import into nucleus
Cellular component (GO): nucleus
Molecular function (GO): small GTPase binding; guanyl-nucleotide exchange factor activity
Source: RefSeq, a predicted model, not a curated record